Molecule: messenger RNA, 2559 nt
Organism: Brassicogethes aeneus
Lineage: Eukaryota; Metazoa; Arthropoda; Insecta; Coleoptera; Nitidulidae
Source: the annotation of a GenBank genome assembly
GUGCGCGUACCCUUCUCCGCCCAAUAUGGAUUUUCCAAAGGGCGGCCGAAUCAGUGGAUGCUGACAGCCGCUCCGUUGCCACAUCAAAACUAUGGUGCCGGCAAUAUUCACCCCUUCGAACAGGUAAUGGCGUACCAAUGAUGAUACCACCGCGUCUAUCGCCGCGACGGCUAUGCUUCGUGGUGGUGCUUUUCGCUUGCAUCACCAUCUUCAUAUCGCUCGGUACGCGGUGGCCGUGGCCGACGCGUCGGACCUCUGAAGUCCCUGCCUCCGCCCAACAGAAGGCUGCGGCGGUGGCCGACGAUCCGAAAGAUGAGCAUCGCGAAGAGGAGGUGGCAGGUGUUCCCCUCGUCGCCGAAGAGGAGGACGAGGAAGAGGUGGUGGUGGACGAGCCCACCAAAAAGCCCGGAAGACCUUGGUUCAUGACUGGCGGUACGGAGUUUCCCGGUAAUCACAAAGGACCGCCGAGGUUGUUUCCCAAUCAGGCGGACGAUGACAGGGUUGUUGAUCAAUUGAUGUACGUUCCUGAGAAUUAUCAAGGCUACGACACCCCAGAAAAAGUAAUCCUAGUAUACAACGGCCUGGGCGCUUGGGGCCAAAAAUCCGGAUCCGGAAGCUUCCACGGAUGUCCGGUGAACCGGUGCACCCUGACGGACGACCGGAGCCGCGCCGCCGACGCCAACGCCAUCCUUUACAAGGACCACUUCAUCCAUCCGGGCGUGCCUCGGCCCACCAACCAGGUCUGGAUCCUGUACUUCCUCGAGUGUCCCUAUCACACGCAGAGCAUCAAGUUCGCAGACGUUAUCAACUGGACAGCCACGUAUCGACGGGACAGCGAUCUGGUGGCGCCCUACGAAAGAUGGACCUAUUAUGACCCCCAGGACAUUGUAGAAAAACUCCCAAAAAAACAAAAAGAGCAUGUUGUAGUGUCUUCGUUGAAAUCCUGCAUUGAUGAUCAAGCAGCCAAUUGUGGAACAUCUACAAGCAGCAGCAGGUACCAAAACGCAGAAAUAAAAUUAUCCACAUGCGGUUCAAUUGCUAGGAUUGUUAUUAAUCCGAAAAUGGCUAAAGACGCAUUUUUUUCUGAAAAUAAUUUAGACAAUUUCCAAUCAAACACAAGUUCUUCUUUAAACCAAAUGGAAACCUUAACAAACUUUAUUAGGUCAUGCGCAGGAAAAAAUGCGGUUCCGGCUAAAUAUCGUCUUCAUGCAAGUGCAAAUUCAAAAAUGUUAAGCAGUUUUUAUAAACAUGGUUUAUACGAAUUUGACAUCAAUGAAAAGAGGGAAAAACAAAAUCGGGCUAUAGUGUGGGCAGAUGCUGAAGAACUGGUUAAGGCUGUUAUUGAAAAAAGGAACUAUAUUGGAAAACCUGAAAUUAAAGUUAUGGCUGAUGGAGGGCAAGGUUUAGCUGGAAACCAAGAAAUAGUAGAAGACGAACUAAAUGCAAUGGAUCAAGGUAAACGAUCUACAUAUGCAGAAGGAGGAAGAGCAGGAAAAAGAGAAAAACUAAGUGGAGUAAAAAGAUUAAUAAUUUUAUGCAUGGUCCCUCAAAUAAAAGAAAGUUACGACAAUAUUAAAUUUCUAUUUGAUCUUACACAAAUAAACAAAAUUUCCUUCAAGUUUGUUUCGGACCUAAAGGUGACCCUCCUCGUCAAUGGAUUUCAGACAGCAACUGCAACGUACCCGUGUCCUUAUUGCUAUGUAUCACUACACGAACUAAGGUUUCAAGAUAAACCCACAAAUGUUGAAGAUCCCACGAUGUGUUUAAGAACUUAUGGAGACGUUAACAAGCAUUUCGAUAAAUUUUAUUCUCUAGGCAAAAAUAAAAAAGUCGCUAAAGAAUGUUUUAGCACCGUUCGUUUGAAGGUUCAGAACAGGGACUACGCAGCAAACAAAACGAAAAAAGUCGCUUGGUUCGUAUCGAACUGCGGCGCUCGCAACGGCCGUUUGGCGUACGCCCGCGAGCUGGCAAACCACAUUCCAGUGGAUAUUUACGGCACUUGUGGGCCUCUAAAAUGCCCACGACAUGACAAAAAAUGCUUCGAGAUUUUAGAUCGCGAGUACAAGUUUUAUUUGGCGUUUGAAAACUCCAAUUGCCGCGACUACAUCACCGAGAAGUUCUACGUGAACGGUCUGUCGCAGAACGUGCUGCCCAUCGUGAUGGGAGGCAGACCGGAGGACUACCAAAAAAGCGCCCCGGAAGGUUCGUAUAUUCACGUGGACGAGUUCGCGGGGCCCAAAGAACUGGCCGACUACUUGCAUCGCUUGGACAAAGAUAAUGCCCUCUACAAUUCUUACUUCAAGUGGAAGGGCACCGGGGAGUUUAUUAACACGUACUUCUGGUGCCGAUUGUGCGCGAUGAUGCACGCCCCGGUCACCCAUCGCCACUACGAGGACGUAAACGACUGGUGGCGGGGACCCGGCGUUUGCACUUCCAAGUCCUGGAGAAACGCCGAAUUCGUCUAGACACGCACAUUCAUUCGAUGGACUUUUAGGAACCUUUUUGUUAUUUCAUUGUAUGUAUUGUAUAUUAUUAAUAAUUUAUUAAGUUUUUAUUACC